Molecule: messenger RNA, 3590 nt
Organism: Durio zibethinus
Lineage: Eukaryota; Viridiplantae; Streptophyta; Magnoliopsida; Malvales; Malvaceae
Source: RefSeq, a predicted model, not a curated record
AAUUAUUUUUCAAGGGAAAAAAAAAAAAAAAAAGAACAGAAGAAACCUAGAGAGAGACUGGUUGGUAGUUAAUCGUGCUGUUCGUUUUUCGGCGUUAGCGUUCAUUUGAAUUCCAAAACCUCUUCUCCUAAGCAAAUUUAUAAUUAAUUAGUCUUCACUUGUCCACUUCAAUUUCCAUCCUUUCCUCUUUUCUCACCUAGCUUGAAUCGAUUACUUCCGUUGUCUUCCUCCUCUGCUUCCAAUUCUAGGGUUACGAUCUUUAAAAAGAAUGCGAGAUUUUUUACCGAUUAAUUAUAGCAAAAUUUAAUUCGUUUUAAAAUGGCGAGUGCGAGCGAUGAGGAAGCCGAUGCGGUGCUCAGCGACGUGGAAUCAGAUGAGCCGGCACCCAUAGUUAUUAAAGAACCGUCUCCUGAUGACGUGUCGGUCGAGAGAUUCCGUGAAAUUCUCGCGGAGCUCGAUCGCGAGAAACAAGCACGAGAAGCGGCGGAGAAUUCGAAAUCGGAACUCCAAGUUUCAUUUAAUCGAUUAAAAGUUCUGGCUCACGAGGCGAUUAAGAAGCGAGACGAGUGCGCAAGACAACGGGACGAAGCCGUCCGUGAGAAAGAAGAAGCUUUGAGAUCGAACGAGAACAUAUCGGCGCAAUUAGCUGAAGCUAAUAAGAUCAAAGAGGAGGUUUCGAAACAGAGAGAAGAUUUGGCGAACCAAUUAGAGGAAGCAACGAAGGGAAAAGAUGGAUUGCGAUCGGAGAUCGAGACUUGUGCUCGUAUGCUUGUUUCCAGUAUCGAAAAAAUAUCUGGAAAAGUUAGUAAUUUCAAGAAUUUCGCUGCUGGAGGAUUGCCGCGAUCACAAAAGUACUCCGGAUUGCCCUCCGUUGCUUAUGGAGUAAUCCAAAGAACAAACGAGAUCGUUGAGGAGCUCGUUAAACAGACCGAAACCACUGCCAAGUCUAGAAAUGAAGCAAGAGAGCAGAUGGAGCAACGAAAUUACGAGAUUGCCAUUGAAGUUUCUCAACUAGAAGCUACAAUAAGUGGAUUACGAGAAGAGGUUGCAAAAAAAGGUAAUGUAAUUGAAAAUUUAGAGAAGAAUGUAGCUGAAAAGGAUGGGAAGAUUACGGAGACCGAAAGAGAGAUGUUGGAGAAAAUUCGUUUGGCUGAGAAUGAAUCAAUGGAGUUGAGGAACUUGGCUAGUGAAUAUGAUGAUAAAUUGAAAGGUUUGGAGUCGAAGAUGGAGUUACAGAGGCCGCUACUGGUUGAUCAAUUGAAUUUCGUGUCGAGAAUUCAUGAACGUAUUUAUGAUGUUAUUAAGAUUGUUGAUGCUGAUAACAUGGAUCAAUUAGAUGAAUCGGAGUCCUUUUUUCUUCCACAAGAGACAGAUUUGGAGGAAAAUAUACGUGCUUGUUUGGCAGGAAUGGAAUCUAUCUACGAGUUAACAAAAAUUCUUGUUGGUAAAACGAAGGAUUUAGUGGAGGAGAAGAAUCGUAAAGUGAAGAGUUUGAAUGAAACAGUUGGUAGACUGGUUAAGGAGAAAGAACACAUUGGCUCUUUGCUUAGGAGUGCAUUGUCCAAGAGGAUGAUAUCUGAAAAUAAAUCCAAAACCAAUGAGUUGUUUCAAACCGCAGAGAAUGGUUUGAGAGAGUUUGGAAUUGACUUCAAAUUUGGUAAACUAACUGGGGAUGGAAAUAAAGCUGAAGAUCAGGACUCUGACCAGGAUGAAAUAUACACUUUGGCUGGUGCAUUGGAGAAUAUUGUCAAAACAUCCCAGCUUGAGAUAAUUGAACUACAGCAUUCUGUGGAGGAAUUAAGGGCAGAGUCGAGUGUACUUAAAGAAACUUUGGAGGCUCGAGCCAAGGAGCUCAACCACCGAAUGCACCGUAUAGAGGAGCUUGAAAAGAAGGAAAGAGCAGCAAAUGAAAGUGUUGAAGGACUUAUGAUGGACAUUGCUGCUGCUGAGGAAGAAAUUACAAGAUGGAAAUCAGCAGCGGAGCAGGAGGCUGCUGCGGGACGAGCUGUUGAACAAGAGUUCUUAGCAAAGCUAUCGGCAGUUAAGCAGGAGCUUGAAGAGGCAAAACAAGCCAUGUUGGAAUCAGAGAAGAAGCUAAAAUUCAAAGAAGAGACUGCUGCUGCUGCCAUGGCAGCAAGAGAUGCAGCUGAGAAAUCAUUGAGGCUGGCAGAUAUGAGGGCAUCUAGUCUGAGGGAAAGAGUAGAGGAGCUUAGCCGUCAGUUAGAAGAGUUUGAAACACGGGAAGACUUAAGGGGUCGAAAUGGGUAUAGGUAUGUUUGUUGGCCAUGGCAGUGGCUUGGGCUGGAUUUUGUAGGGUUUCACAGACCGGAGAUGCAACAACAGAGUUCAAAUGAAAUGGAGCUUUCUGAACCACUUGUUUGAUUAUACUUUUCUUUACUCUUGUUCUGUGUAUUUAUUGCAAACUUUCAAGCUUCAAUAUAUAAGAUUCAAGUCAGUUUUUAGCAACUUAAUUCUUUAAAGCCCCUUCAUUUGCAAUGUUUUCCUAUUGAAUUGAAUUUUUCUCCUUAUGCUUCCAUGGUGACCAAUCUUAUCUAACUCGUCUAUUUUGCUUGGUUUCGCUUUCAAUCACUUUUGUUCUUAGUGUCAUUGUUGGAUUUUCUCCUUUAUCUUUUAUUUUCUCCUUUAUGUCACUCUCGUUCAUUUCACAGCUUUAUCAUCGAUGAAAUGUCAGAGUGGAAAGAGAAUUUUUUCUGUUCAUUUCUAACCAUUUAAACAGGAGUAUACGAGCAACUAAUUAACUCAUGGCGAGUAAGAAGUGGAACGGAAUUGUCUCUCUACAAGGACACAGCCUGAGUGAAUUCUCAAAAUCAAACAAAGAAUUUUAGUUGAUGUGUGUCGCUGAAUGGAGUUCUUAUAUUCUCAAGGUACUUUCAACUGAAGUGAAUGUUUCUUGUUAGUGUUUCUUAUGUAGUGGUUACUAAUUUAUUUAUAAUUUGUCUUAUGAUGAUAGCUCUUUGUCAAGAUGAUGAACUUCUACCAUUUCUCAUAUACAUGUAUUUACUCUAAAGGAAUUCUCCUUCUGUUGUUCUAGCUAGUUUUCCUCCAAUGUUUGUUGGUAAUGGAGUAAGUAGAUCAUUUUCAACAUAUACUCUUGUUUAAUCCAAAAAAAAAAAAUGGGCAAGGAAUUGCCAAUUGUAGCACAGUUCUAUGUGCAGCUUUGUACUAGAGUGGGUUGGGCUGACAGUCGGGUUUUCUUUCAGUCAUUUUGAUAUGAUACAAAGAAUGCUUCUAAAAUAAAGAAUUAGAUCAGGGAGGUAAAUAAGUUUUGAGUGUUGAGCGGGGUUAAAUUAUUGUAUCGAAUGGCUUAUCAUUCGAUUGUUGAAUGAUUUAUUGAUCGGGCUUUGGCUUAACAUGGAGGUCAUAGUUUCAAAUCAUGUAAUCCAAUUGAGUCUUGAGAGGCUGGUGACGAAUUCAAGUUCUCUAGAAAAUCUUCUUCACGGUUUAACCCAGCUCAUCGGAUCUUUGUUCGAUGAUGACAAGCGCUUCAAAUCGGCAUUUGUUAUUGGGGGAAAAGCUCAUGUAAUUCGUGGUUUUUUUUUUUUAAAUACAUCAUUGAUGAUUAAAUUGUA